GUAAAUUUUACACACAUGCUUCAAAAGUUAUCACUGCUGCACAGUUCUUAUCAAUUUUGAGCAAACGGCACGGACGCAUCACAUUCAAUCAGUAUCAGAUCGAUUGCCGGAGCGUCAUCACCAUGUACGUUGUUGCGGUUGUCGCGCCCUCGCUAUGGCUGUUGUUGUGGACGUUUUCUGUAGUGACCAGGGCGGAUAAGCCGGUGGCAGACAACUGUGACUUGAGCGAAGAUUUGCGCAAGGAGAUCGCGGGUUACCGGCCGAUUGUGAAACAAGUGCUGGCGUACGUCCUCGACGGUCCGCACAGAGGCCGCACGUGGGCCGAGCUGGCCGAAUUCACAGACACGUUCGGUUCCCGGUUGGUCGGUACUAAAAACCUGGAGAAUUCGAUUGAUUACAUGUUGGACAAACUCAAGGCUGCGCACCUCGACAACGUGCACGGCGAGGAGAUGACGUUCGAAGCCUGGCAAAGAGGUGAUGAGUCUGCAUGGUUAAUAAGUCCCAGAUCUAAGAAACUGGGCAUGUUGGGAUUGGGAACCAGCGUAGGCACUCCUCCGAAUGGCAUCAAUGCCGAAGUGGUAGUUGUAAACUCUUUCGACGACCUACACAACAAAUCUUCGAUUAUCGAAGGAAAGAUUGUUGUUUACAACCAGCCGUAUGUUUCGUAUGGUAUUACGGCACAGUACAGGUCUCUUGGGGCCAGUAUUGCAGCUAAGUAUGGUGCCAUAGCCGUUCUGAUCAGAUCCAUCACUCCCUUUUCGUUGUACACACCGCACACCGGACAUCAGCAGUAUAGCGAAGGCAUAAAAAAGAUACCGGCUGCUUGUAUAACCAUCGAGGACGCGGAAAUGUUGCAGAGAAUGUACGACAGAGGUAACAAAAUAGAAAUAUUAUUGAAGAUGAAUCCGAAAUUCUUUCCCAACGCGACUUCUAGAAACACCGUGGCGGAGAUCAAGGGCACGACCAAACCAGAACGGGUUUUAGUGGUUUCUGGACACCUGGACAGCUGGGACGUGGGCGAAGGCGCUAUGGACGACGGUGGAGGGGCGUUCGUCAGCUGGAACAGCCUAGUAGUGCUUAAAGAACUCGGGCUGAAACCCAAGAGGACCAUAAGGUGUAUACUGUGGACUGCCGAAGAGAUGGGUUAUUUAGGGGCAAACGCUUAUUUAGAACAACACGCGAAUGAACUUGACAACUUCGAUUUGGUCAUGGAAUCUGACGAUGGCACGUUCACACCUUACGGCCUGGAAUUUCACGGUUCGGACAAGUCGGCAUGCAUAAUGAAAGAAGUGGCCAAGAUGUUUGACUCAAUCAAUGCGACCACAGUGAUUUCGAAAACCGAAACUGUCGGGUCCGACAUUGAUGGAUUUCAACGUUUAAAGGUACCGGGACUGAGCUUGAUGAACAAAAAUGAAAAAUAUUUCUGGUAUCAUCACACACAAGCUGACACAAUGGCAGUCGAAGACCCAGAUGCAUUAGACUUGAACACGGCAAUGUACGCGCUAGUCUCUUAUAUUGUUGCGGAUUUAUCUAUAGACUUACCAAGAUAUACCUAAAUACGAAUAUGAGUAUUACACAGUUGUAAGCAGUAAUUAAUAUUAUGUUGUUGGACUUCAAAAGUUAAUAUUGUUAUUUAUUAUUUUAAACUGAAAUCAAUUUUAAUAAAUUAAAUUGAAAUUAUACCUAUUAACUAAAAUUGUCAUAUUGAUGACUUAAAGUUAAAAUAAUAAAUUUAAUUCGGGAAAAAUAUGAAAUUUUUUUUUUUGAGGAUUUUACUCUCUAUUUAUUAAUGCUAAACUUUGACGCGUUAUUAAUAAUUCAACAUAAUAU
Messenger RNA from Adelges cooleyi (spruce gall adelgid), 1830 nucleotides. Its product is annotated as carboxypeptidase Q-like. Gene Ontology annotation, biological process: proteolysis; peptide catabolic process. Gene Ontology annotation, molecular function: metallodipeptidase activity. Bases 123 to 1556 code for a protein of 477 amino acids. The record is from RefSeq and is a predicted model, not a curated record. Lineage: Eukaryota; Metazoa; Arthropoda; Insecta; Hemiptera; Adelgidae. The transcript is spliced from 8 exons.